Messenger RNA from Daldinia caldariorum, 1304 nucleotides. RefSeq lists its product as uncharacterized. The coding region runs from base 216 to 1262 and encodes 348 amino acids. The record is from RefSeq and is a predicted model, not a curated record. Lineage: Eukaryota; Fungi; Ascomycota; Sordariomycetes; Xylariales; Hypoxylaceae. The transcript is spliced from 3 exons.
AUAGAAAGAAGAGAACCAGCCAUCUUCCCAUUCGGACGACCCCUUGGCACCGAGGCCUCUGUUUGAAGUUUCUCGGACAGAUUACACCAUCCGUUGGUUUGGUCAUAAGCAGACUGCAUUAGAAACCUAGCCGCGACUUAAAAAAAGUCCCAACUUCUUGCCCUAACACCUAAACUGUAGAAUACACGAAACAAUGCUAUCAAAUAUCGCAAAAAAUGGUAUUCGACGUGUCGUCAAUGGUGCAGCUACGCGAGGCGCGAGUGGAAGAUGAUAAUUGGACUGGACUAACUAGUCCAGCCGAAAGGAGGAAGAGACAGAAUCGGUUACAUCAAAGAGCCUGGCGUCGGAAGAAAGCUGCUGAGCGAGCAGUUGGUGGUCAACACCAAUCUAGUAAGACGAUCGAGCACAAGUCCCAUAAACAAGAUAUUCAUGGGCGAAUGAAACCGUCUAGGUCAGAUCUGGCACAAGAGAUCAUGAAUCUCUUAACUGUCAACCCGCGCGUGCCAUCCCACAUAUAUACUCGGCUCAAGCCUUUCACAUACUGGGAGGAAUUUCAUGGACAGCUGAAUGCGCUCAAUACGGUGUAUGGAAUACCAGAUCGUCCAUGUUACAAUCUCAACCAACGGCAAGACCUCGUACAUGCACAUGGCGCAAGGGAUAAACAGCCUACCCCUAAACGGCAAGCUAUCCCACCCAUGAUCCCAUAUCUCGAUAUCCAUGACCCAGCUGGCACUACCAUCCCUAAUUUCUCCUUUCCUAUCUCGGCAGACCAUCGACUGCUUGUCCUGAUCCAGUAUAACGUUCUCCGCGCGUUCAUCACUAACAUGUCUAUCCUGUCGGUUCUCGACCGGAUGCCCCUCGAAUGCGGCGCAGCUCUCAAUAUUAAAGACCUGCCUCCCGCUCCCGAGACAAUACCUCCUAACCUAGACUCGACUCCCGUCCAGCAGCGUAUAGCGCAUGAUUUCUGGAUAGAUAUCAUUCCGUGGAGCGGCAUGCGAGACAAUCUGAUAUUAAACCACGGUAGUUACGACGAAGAAGAUCUCUGCGUAGAUAUAGCCGGUGGAUUGUACGAAGGGUUCGACGAGGUAGAAGCUAGAGGACUAAUAGUGUGGGGGAAGCCGUGGUCAGAGACGGGCUGGGAAGUUACCGAGGGGUUUUUAAAGAAGUGGUCGUUUCUGCUGAAGGGGUGUCAUACUUUGAUCGAGUCAACUAAUAGAUGGAGAGAAUUUAGAGGGGAAGAGAAACUGACUAUUGACGUAUAAGAGGCAGGCAGUUGUUUUCUUUUAGAUUAUUAUUGCAAAAUU